AUGACGAAGACAAAUGGAACCACAGUGCCUGGAUUCCUCCUCGUGGGGUUUUCUGACCGUCGUGAACUGCAGCUCUCACAUGCUUUCUGGUUCUUAGUGAUGUACCUAAUGGCCUUAGUAGGUAACUUCAUCAUUGUCACCAUCACCACAUUGGACCCUCAUCUCCAAUCUCCAAUGUAUUUCUUUCUGAAGCACCUUUCCCUUCUGGACCUCUCUUUUAUUUCUGUCACAGUCCCAAAGUCCAUUAGCAAUUCCCUCACAGGCAACAGCUAUAUUUCCUAUGCUCAAUGUGAACUGCAGGUUUACUUCUUCACGUCUUUGGGCUGGGCUGAAUUGGCCAUUCUCACGGUGAUGUCUUAUGACCGCUAUGUAGCCAUUUGCUUCCCACUGCACUAUGAACUCAUGAUGGAUCCCAGAAAAUGUACAAGAGCUGUGAUAGCUGUAUGGGUCAGCGGAGGUAUCACGGGAACUUUGUACACAGCUACCACACUUUCUAUCACAUUCUGUAGAGACAAAGUAAUUCACCAGUUCUUCUGUGAUAUCCCCCAACUGAUCAAGCUCUCCUGCUCCAAUGAUUAUCUUACAGUCAUUGGAGUUGUUGUGUUCAUAUCUCUGGCAGCCUUAGUCUGUUUCAUCUCCAUUGCCCUCUCCUACAUCCACAUAUUCUCCACAGUUCUAAGAAUACCCUCUGCUGAAGGCCGGUCUAAAGUCUUCUCCACUUGCCUGCCCCACCUUUGUGUUGUGUCAUUUUUCCUCUCCACAGGCAUGUGUGCAUAUCUCAAACCAACCUCAGACUACUCAACUGACUUAGAUAUUUUACUUUCUAUCUUUUACACAGUAAUUCCCCCAACAGUCAACCCUGUUAUCUACAGUCUGAGGAAUGAAGCCAUGAAGAGAGCCAUACAGAAGUUAGUGUUGGAUAGAAAAUUCACUGAGAAAUAA
Molecule: messenger RNA, 942 nt
Organism: Dipodomys ordii (Ord's kangaroo rat)
Lineage: Eukaryota; Metazoa; Chordata; Mammalia; Rodentia; Heteromyidae
Product: olfactory receptor 14J1-like
Exons: 1
Coding region: 1-942 (313 amino acids)
Biological process (GO): G protein-coupled receptor signaling pathway
Cellular component (GO): membrane
Molecular function (GO): olfactory receptor activity; odorant binding; G protein-coupled receptor activity
Source: RefSeq, a predicted model, not a curated record